GGUUGCUCCUCCCUCCUGCAGAUAUGAGCAGAUAUAAAGCCCUCUGCUUUCCUUUCUUAACACCACAGUUUCUGCCUGGACACUCUCAACACUUGUUGCUUACUGGACAUUCACCCACUACACUCGCACUAUGAUUUUUUUUCUUCUAGGAAUAACCUUUUGAUGAAAUUGUUAAAAGUCGAAGUCCAUGCUUCCUGCUUACAUUUGUUGUUGUAGUUUUUAAAUGUUAUUAUUGCUGUAUUUCGGGUGAAAGCAUGGCUUGGUUCAUUGUAAAUAUCAGUAACAUCACUUUGGAGAAUGCACUAUCUGGGGAUGAGCCGCGAGAUGAGCGCUUGGCUCAAGUGGAAAUAGCUCUCCUGUCCAUCAUCUUCAUCACUGCAGGGAUGUUAAACUUCGGGGUCUUGUUGCUGCUGUGGAAGCGGAGGAAGCAGCUCUCCAGGAUGCGCGUCUUCGUCUUCCACCUGUGCGUCGCCGAUCUGGUGGUCACAUUCUUCCAAGUUUGUCCCCAACUCAUGUGGGACAUCACUGACCGAUUCGUCGGGCCAGAUAUAUUGUGUCGCGUAGUGAAGUACCUGCAGGUGGUCGGGAUGUUUGCCUCCACUUAUAUGAUUGUAGUGAUGACGAUGGACCGAUAUCAAGCCAUCUGCAACCCCAUGGUGACUUUCCAAAGGCGCAGGGCGCGCUGGAACGGCGCGGUGUGCGCCGCUUGGUGCGUCUCUUUCAUCGGCAGCCUCCCACAGAUCUUCAUUUUCUCUCGGGUCGAGGUCGCUCCCGGUGUGUACGACUGCUGGGCUCUGUUCAUCAAGCCGUGGGGACCGAGAGCCUACGUGACCUGGACGACUCUGGUGAUAUUCGUCCUGCCCAUUCUCGUGGUGAUCGUGUGCCAGGUGCGCAUCUGCCGCACCGUGCACAUUAACUUUCACAUGAAGACGCACCACGUCGCAGAGUCGGUCAGUAAGACGCUGUCCUCCAGGGCCAGCAGCGUGACAGGGGUGUCAAAGGCGAGGGCGAAGACUGUGAAGAUGACCGUGGUCAUCGUGCUCGUCUACAUCAUCUGCUGGACGCCUUUCUUCAUUGUGCAGCUCUGGUCUGUCUGGGACAUUGAGGCCCCCACUCAGACUGCAACCUUCACCAUCUUGAUGCUGCUAGCCAGUCUGAACAGCUGUGCGAACCCUUGCAUCUACCUGCUGUUCAGCGAGAAGCUGCCCAAGACGCUCGUGGCCCUAAUGUGUGUGGGUCAGUCCGAUCUGAAGGAGUCCAUCCAUGAGGAGGCCACCAUGGUCAGCUCCCUGCACAUCAGCCUCAAGAGUCUGCCACACUGCAGAUAAAGCGCUGACACCUCUGAAGCUCAUCUUACCCCAGGCCAGACAAUAUUGGCAUCCUCUAAUAAGUGUGAGGCCAAACAUCACAGAAGAACUACAAGUCCCUGUAGUAAUUAUAGUGAAAAAUUAAUAAUCUGUGAAAUGCUUUCAUGUAGUUCAACUCACACACCAUAAGUCUUUACAGGGAUAUAACAGUGAAACAUCGAGUAUGAUUGCGUGCCAUAAAGUCACUAUUACAUAACACAUACUUAACGGUCCCAUGGCAUGAAAAUUUCACUUUGAGGUUUUUUAACAUUAAUAUGCA
Messenger RNA from Perca fluviatilis (European perch), 1626 nucleotides. It is a transcript of the gene avpr2b.1, whose product is annotated as oxytocin receptor. The record is from RefSeq and is a predicted model, not a curated record. The transcript has 2 exons. Gene Ontology annotation, cellular component: membrane. NCBI's taxonomy places the organism in Eukaryota, Metazoa, Chordata, Actinopteri, Perciformes, Percidae. Gene Ontology annotation, biological process: positive regulation of vasoconstriction; G protein-coupled receptor signaling pathway; regulation of systemic arterial blood pressure by vasopressin. Bases 255 to 1328 code for a protein of 357 amino acids. Gene Ontology annotation, molecular function: vasopressin receptor activity; peptide binding.